UAUAUUUCCCGCCAUGACACUUCCCUGAGUGUUCGCUCUGUUCUCUAUGUUUCAAAUGAUUGAUUAUUAGUGUGUAAAGUUAUUAGAUGGAAGAUGAAGAGAAAGUGGAAGCUCUAUCGAAAGACACAUAUGGACCUUCUUCAGUAGUAAGAAUUUCUUCCUAAGCACAAUGUCAAAGCGUCGCUUGACUGAGAGUGACAACCAAGCCAAGAAAAAGCGUAGGCAUGAUGCUGGAGAACCUGACCCAUCCAUGGAGGAUGAAGAUGAUGGUCCCAUCAACCAGUCACAGAACCCUGACUUCAAUACAAGCCCGGAAGCUGAAGUUGGCAUAAUUGAGAAAAUUAGUGUGAAGAAUUUCAUGUGUCACACUCGUUUGGAUGUCAACUUUGGUCCUCAUGUCAACUUCAUUGUUGGAAGGAAUGGAAGUGGGAAGAGUGCCGUGGUGGCAGCGCUGGUUGUUGGCCUGGGGGGCAAGGCCUCAGUGACAAGCAGGGGCAGCACCAUCAAGGGAUUCAUCAAGAGUGGGAAAAGCACUGGUGAGGUGCAGAUCAAGCUGCGGAACCGAGGCCCCGAUGCCUUCAGGCAUGAAAUGUACGGAGACUCCAUUACUGUGCAGAGGAAGUUCACAUCAGAGGGGAGCAGCAAAUACCAGCUUCUCUCAAAAAAUGGUGUAAUGGUGUCAGACAAGCGGGAGGAGUUGUUCCACAUCUUGGACCAGUUCAACAUUCAGGUGGACAAUCCUGUUGCCAUCCUGAAUCAGGAGACAAGUCGCAACUUCCUCAACUCUAAGAGCCCUCAGGAUAAGUACAAGUUUUUCCUGAAGGCCACACAGCUGGAGACCAUGAAGCAUGACUACGCAAAAGCCAACGAGCAAAAGUCCAUCACCCUUGAGAUCAUCAGGCAGAAGGAAAGGUCUCUGCCUGUCUUGGAGAAGGAGGUGAUUGACUGGGAACACAAAUUCAAAAGUUUGGAUGCCAUCGAUGAACUGAAGAAGAAAGUCAAACAUUUGAAGAAUGAAAUGGCUUGGUCUUUGGUUGCUGCAAAAGAAAGGGGUUUGGAGCCCAUCAAGAAGAAACUUGACCAGGAGGACUCCCGGACUCCCAAGUAUCUAAAGAAGGUUGAGGAGGUGAAGGAGAACCUGGAGAAGCGUCAGCAAACACACAGACAGAUCCAGGACCAAAUCCUUGCCAUCAGUGAGGAGGUACAGAAACUGGAACCACAGAGGAAACAGGCCAAGUCCAACAUGCAGCAGGAGAGGGAUGCAGCCAGACAGGCCCAGAAUGAAGUGAACAAGACUGAGAAGGACCUGCGAACCUGUUGCCGAGAUCGGGACAUGGUGAAAGAGAGGAUCGAGGAGAUCAAGAAUAGUGCCCAGCAUGACUAUGAGGCUGAGCGGCGGGCUCGGCAGGACAAGAUUGACCAGCUAAUGGAGAAAUCCAGAGCACUGGAGGGACAGCAGAGAACCACAGACCACCAGAAGAACCAGUUCCGGGAUGCUGUCACCAAGUACACCAAUGAUGGCUACACUCUCAGGCGAGAUGAGCAGGGCAUACAGGACAAGCAGGACAGUGACAGGCAGCAGCUCAAGAUGUUGAUGGCUGCUCGCAGUGACCGACUCAAGCGUUUUGGACAGUUUAUCCCUAAUAUCGCCAAGCGGAUAGAUGAGUUCCACAGGAAGGGAUAUUUCCAUGAGAAACCAAGAGGACCUCUAGGAUCCUGUUUCCAGCUGCGUGACCCGGAGUGGGCUUUGGCCGUGGAGAGCUGUCUGAAGGCACUGCUGCAUGCCUUCUGUUGUACUGACCACCAUGACGAGAAGGUUCUCGAGGGCAUUUUUGAGAGGGAAAUCAAAGAUGGAAGACACCCCUCUAUCAUUGUCAGCAGGUUCACUGUGAGUACAACUUGCAAGGAGACUCAGAUACUCAAUUUCAUGACAUCUCCAGAUUUCGGGGUCCAGAGUGAGCACCCCUGUAUUCUGGACAUGCUGAACAUAGAGGACACUGUGGUGGCCAACACACUCAUUGAUCAGAGAUCUGUUGAGAAUAUAAUCCUCAUAGCUGACAACAAGGAGGCAAGACGUGUCAUGCAGCAUUGCCCUCCGCGGAACUGCAAGCAGGCUUAUACCAAGGUGGGAGAUGAGAUCUACUGUCACCCAACAUUCAGGUAUUACUCAGCCAAUGUGGACAAAGCUCGCUACUUGACGGCCAAUGUUGAGGAGGAGAUAGCUCACUACGAGGGGCAAAUUCAGUCCUUGCAGGGGGAGUUGGAUAAAGUGCGUCAGCGACGCAACAAACUGACAGAGGACAUUCGGCGAAAUAAAAGUGAAGAAAAGAAAUGCAACACUCAACUGAUGAAGAUAGAGGAGGCCAUGCAGAAUCUGCAGUUUGAGAUCAGUGAGCUGAAAAACGUGGAGGACCCAGCUCCGAUCGACAUCGCAACCCUGGAAGAUGAAGUUUCAACGUAUGAUGAACAGAUCUCAAAUCUGAAAGAGAAGCGUGAGGAAGUGACUAAGAUUAGUUCAGAGCAGCAACUUCAGUUGGUGGAGGUGGAGAAAGCAUAUCGUAACGUGGAAGGGAAACUAAAGUCUCUCACUGAUAGUGCUGACCCCCUCAAGGAGGAAGACGGCCAUGCCCUGAAUGAGAUUGAGGUGGCGAAGAAUCACAAGAAGCAUUACGAGGGCAAGCUGAAAGAACAUGAGAAAGUUGUCAAUGAACUCCGCAAGGAAGUUAACAGCUACCAAACAGAACUUGAUGCUGAUAUGGAGAAAGCCAAAGCCAUCUGCCCCGAGCGGAUCAAAACGAGACGGGUGCCCCAGAAUCUGGAGAGCGAGAUUAAACAGACAAUGAAGAGGAUUCUUACUGAGGAAAAGAGCCAUGGCAAUCCAGAUGAAAUCACAAGAAAAUAUCAUGAGACACAGCAGGCUUUCAAGAAAAUCCGCCGUGAAGUUAAUCAGUUGAAGAAAUUUAUAGAGCACUUGGAGAAAGUUAUGAGCCAUCGCCAGCAGCAGUAUGCCCAGUUCAGAAGUUUUAUAAGUAUCCGAGCCAAAUAUUUCUUUGUUGUGUUGCUAAGCAACAGGAAUUAUUUCGGCAAGAUGAGUUUCAAUCAUGAGAAAGAAUCCCUUGAAAUGUCUGUACAACCGACAUCAAGUUCAGCAGAGGGGGCCAAGGAUCUGAAGUCUCUGUCAGGGGGCGAGCGAUCCUUCUCCACUGUGUGCUUUAUCCUGGCAUUGUGGGAUGCCAUGGAGUCCCCUUUCAGAUGCCUGGACGAGUUUGAUGUCUUCAUGGACAUGGUGAACCGGCGGAUCUCCAUGGAUAUGAUGAUGGAGGUGGCUCGAGUGCAGACAGGACGACAGUUCAUCUUCCUCACCCCACAAGACAUGAGUCAACUGAGCAUUGGCAUAGACUCUCGUAUUUUCCGAAUGCCGGACCCUGACAGAGGUCAGGGAGUGUUACCCUUUGGUGAUGAAGGUCAGGCUGAGGAGGAAGAAGCGGGAUCCUAGUGUUGAUGGCGCCCCAGAAGCCUAGUGUUAACACUGUCCCAGACAUAUGGCAUUAGAAGCCUUGUGGCAGACAAUGUGCUAGAUGCCAAGUGUCAUACAGUGUUGCAGAAGCCUACUGGCCAAUAUUAUGCUUGAUGCCAAGUCUCAGUGUUUGAGGCAUCUAAUAUCAAACUGUGCUCCAGACAGUGUACCGUACAGAGAAAUACGUAAUGUGAAUGGGUGAAGUAAAAGUAAAGGUGUUGGAUUUGCCUUUCUACAGUGUUAACAGUUAACACUGAUUGGUUGAACUAUGGGCAGUGUUGGGAGCUUUAUGACAUCUUUAGUUUCCAUGGAUUCAGUGUUCGUUUUACACUUUCAUUCAGUUUUGCAACUUGCUUCGCAUUUUCAUUUUAAUAUGCUUACUUUAUUGAUUGUGAACUAUUAUUUUUUUAUUACUGGGCAAGCUGACUUAUUGUGCCAAUGGUUUCCUGAUGCGAUGUGAUGUGAUGUGACUCAGCCAGCGGAACUGUUAAUUUGCGAGAAAUAGCUUUUUCUACCAAAUGUUUCCUUUUAAUCAAGUUUUGUUAACUCAAAAAAAUGAUUGAUUGUUAAUGUGUAAUGGCUUAAUAGUUGAUGCGACUGUUUACACCAGUAUCCAUGGUCAUAAGGCAAACUAGUGCUGUUUAUGGGCAGCCUGGCCCUUGAAGCAACAUCAGCCCUCCACCACACUGGCGUGGUAACUCCGAAGGGAGUACCCAGCAGGUUUCAGGUACACUACACCAGAUGUGAAGCUAUGUAUGCUUCAACACCAGGUGUCAUACAUCCACAAGUAUCCGAGUAACUUGGUGCUCGCUUGCUUCAUCCCUGAUCUUCCUACAGACAUUGGGGACAAACACUACCGUAUGUAUAUUCUUCAGUACCUUGCCCAGAACUGUUCCAAUUGAGCUAGCAGACCACAGACUAUAGACAAUUGAGCUAGCAGACCACAGACUAUAGACACGUAGCUGGAACAGGUAGUUCAUGCAAAACUUUACCUGCUUGCAGGUGAUUCUGGACCCGUUCAUCAUUUGUUUAUUUGGCCAAGUUCAUGGCUCUUUUAGAAGGAAACCAUCAUCAACCAAUCAGUGCCUUUAGAACAGAGUGUCAUCAGGUUCGUAGUAAGAUUUGUAAGACAGUCAACAGCGGAGUCCUAUAGAGCUUGCACUGUUUUCACGGUAUGUUAGAAAAUUGAUGUUAUGUGUUCAGUGUGGAUGAGUGAGUGUUCAUGGAUAAAAUAUAUUAAAAAUUGUUGGUAAUAUAAAA
This is a messenger RNA of Haliotis rubra (blacklip abalone), 4777 nucleotides long. Its product is annotated as structural maintenance of chromosomes protein 6-like. Gene Ontology annotation, biological process: double-strand break repair via homologous recombination. Gene Ontology annotation, molecular function: damaged DNA binding; single-stranded DNA binding. Gene Ontology annotation, cellular component: nucleus; site of double-strand break; Smc5-Smc6 complex. The record is from RefSeq and is a predicted model, not a curated record. Lineage: Eukaryota; Metazoa; Mollusca; Gastropoda; Lepetellida; Haliotidae.